UGCGCGCGUCCCCCGCGCGCCGCGCUGCGGGCGGGGCGGGUCUCCGGGAUUCCAAGGGCUCGGUUACGGAAGAAGCGCAGCGCCGGCUGGGGAGGGGGCUGGAUGCGCGCGCACCCGGGGGGAGGCCGCUGCUGCCCGGAGCAGGAGGAGGGGGAGAGCGCGGCGGGCGGCAGCGGCGCUGGCGGCGACUCCGCCAUAGAGCAGGGGGGCCAGGGGGAGCCGGUCCCUUUCCCGUCGGGGAGCGCGGGGCCGGGGCCCAGGGGACCCCGGGCCACGGAGAGCGGGAAGAGGAUGGACUGCCCGGCCCUCCCCCCCGGAUGGAAGAAGGAGGAAGUGAUCCGAAAAUCUGGGCUCAGUGCCGGCAAGAGCGAUGUCUACUACUUCAGUCCAAGUGGUAAGAAGUUCAGAAGCAAACCUCAGUUGGCAAGGUACCUGGGAAAUACUGUUGACCUCAGCAGUUUUGACUUCAGAACUGGAAAGAUGAUGCCUAGUAAAUUACAGAAGAACAAACAGAGACUGCGGAAUGAUCCUCUCAAUCAAAAUAAGGGUAAACCAGACUUGAAUACAACAUUGCCAAUUAGACAAACCGCAUCAAUUUUCAAACAACCAGUAACCAAAGUCACAAAUCAUCCUAGUAAUAAAGUGAAAUCAGACCCACAACGAAUGAAUGAGCAGCCACGUCAGCUUUUCUGGGAGAAGAGGCUACAAGGACUUAGUGCAUCAGAUGUAACAGAACAAAUUAUAAAAACCAUGGAACUACCUAAAGGUCUUCAAGGAGUCGGUCCAGGUAGUAAUGACGAGACCCUCUUGUCUGCUGUCGCCAGUGCUCUGCACACCAGCUCUGCACCCAUCACAGGGCAGGCCUCCCCGGCCGUGGAGAAGAACCCCGCUGUCUGGCUGAACACGUCUCAACCCCUCUGCAAGGCUUUCAUUGUCACAGACGAAGACAUUAGGAAACAGGAAGAGCGAGUACAACAAGUACGCAAAAAAUUGGAAGAAGCACUGAUGGCGGACAUCUUGUCACGAGCUGCUGAUACGGAAGAAAUGGAUAUUGAAAUGGACAGUGGAGAUGAAGCCUAAGAAUAUGAUCAGGUAACUUUCGACCAACUUUCCCCAAGAGCAAAUUUCUAGAAUUGAACAAAAGCGUUUCCACUGGGUUUCGCCUGUAAGAAAAAAAACAAACCCGAGCACAUACAGCUUUUUAAUAGCACUAACCAAUGCCUUUUUAGAUGUAUUUUUGAUGUAUAUAUCUAUUAUUCAAAAAAUGAUGUUUAUUUUGAGUCCUAGGACUUAAAAUUAGACUUUUGUAAUAUCAAGGAGGAUGCUUAAGUUGAAGCUGAGCUUUUGAUGCCAGGUGCAAUCUACUGGAAAUGUAGCACUUACGUGAAAUAUUUGUUUGCCCCUGUUUUAAUAUGAACCGAUCAGUAGUACCAAAUAAAUCUCCCAAUUAAAGAUUAUUGUGACUUCACUGUAUAUAAACAGAUUUUUAUACUUUAUUGAAAGAGGACACCUGUACAUUCUUCCAUCAUCACUGUAAAGACAAAUAAAUGAUUAUAUUCACAGAC
Molecule: messenger RNA, 1565 nt
Organism: Suricata suricatta (meerkat)
Lineage: Eukaryota; Metazoa; Chordata; Mammalia; Carnivora; Herpestidae
Gene: MBD2
Product: methyl-CpG binding domain protein 2
Exons: 8
Coding region: 103-1080 (325 amino acids)
Molecular function (GO): DNA binding
Source: RefSeq, a predicted model, not a curated record